ACAACGUGCGUAAGGAGGGUAGAGAGAGGUUCACUCACAUAGAGAGAGAGAGAGAGAGAGAGAGAGAGAGAGGGAGCUGCCCUUCACCGCCGCUGCUUUAUCGAUAUCGAUCAGUUAAUCGGUGAUCUUCGGGACAUUUGGACGGACCACAGUGGGUCCGGCGGAACCGGGUCGGACUGUGAAGCGGCCGUGAGAGGCUAGCAGGUCCGGGAGCUAGCGCCAAACAGGCUAACAACAUGGACAGCUGCUAAAGCUAAAGAGAAACAAGGAAGCUACGGACAAGCUAAGGCUAAGGUGGCUAACUGUGGGCUAAUCUUCUUUCUGAUGAGCGACCCAGGAGCAUGCACCCAGACACAAAGAGCUGACUUGUUGUGGGAUGUCGGGCAGUAAGGCGCUGGGUGGGGGGGCCGGCGGGGGGGCAAGGCGCAGGCGGACGCGGUGCCGGCGCUGCCAGGCCUGCAUGAGGACCGAGUGUGGGGAGUGUCACUUCUGUAAGGACAUGAAGAAGUUUGGAGGACCAGGACGCAUGAAGCAGUCCUGUCUGCUGAGGCAGUGUACAGCGCCCGUGUUGCCCCACACGGCCGUGUGCUUUGCGUGUGGUGAGGCUGGAAAAGAAGACACAGUGGAUUCAGAAGAGGAGAAGUUCAGCCUGUCUCUGAUGGAAUGUACCAUCUGCAACGAGAUCAUCCACCCCAGCUGCCUCAAGAUGGGAAAAGCUGAAGGCAUCAUCAAUGAUGAGAUCCCGAACUGCUGGGAGUGUCCCAAGUGCCACAAGGAGGGCAAAACCAGUAAGGACCAGGCAGACGGCUCGGGGAAGCGCCGCUUGGAUAAUGGGGAGGUGGGCCGCUGGAAGCUAACAGAUGACCCGCCCCCAAAGAAAAAAGCCCCGCCCUCUCUGGAGGAGGGGACUCGGACAGAGGGGGGGCACAAGAGGAAGAAGGAGAAGGAGCUGCCUCAGGACAGUGGAGCCAAGAAGAAGAUGAAAGGGGUUCACGAAAAACGACUCAAAAAGAAGCCGAAGCCAGAGGAGUCCAACGGUCCCAUGUCCUCAUCUGGAGGAGGAGCUGGACCUCAGGGGUCCUCCUCCUCCUCUUCGUCUUCCUCUCAGCCCGGCGGAGGGGGAGGAGCUGGGGGCGGGGCCACCAGCGCCGACCAGCGCUCCCAUCACCGUGAGAAGCUGGAGCGCUUUAAGAGGAUGUGUCUCCUGGAGCGCCGGCCCGAGUCCUCGUCCUCGUCCUCCUCCAGCUCUGAGUCCGACUCUGACUCCGACUCUGACGACUCCCUGAGGGGCGGCGAGCAGGGGGGCGGGGGCGGCUCCUCGCCCUCGUCCUCUUCCCCCGCAGCUCCGCCCCCUCCCGUCAUCUAUGGCAACAGCAGCGGCAGCCGAGCCGAGCGAGAGCGAAGGGAGAGGGAGCGCGAGCGGCGGUUGGCCGAGCUGGGCUUCAGCGCCAGCGAGGAGUCUGAGGCCGAGGGGGGACGGGGCGAGGAGGAAGAAGAGGGGCGGGACGAGGGCGGGGACAAGACUCGGCGGCGAGGAGGAGGAGGAGAUAUGGGGCUAAACCAGAGAGGACGCAAAGAGGAUGAGGACACGCCUAGAAAAACGUCAGCCUCCUUACCACCGCCCUCACCGCUCUCCUCCAAUCACGAUGGCGGCUUCACAGGGAAACAGCGCAGCAGCAAUGGGCAGGAGGCGCGUAACGGACGGACACGGGGCGGGGCCAGGGAAGGCGGGGAGAAAGAAAACGCCAGUCUGCCAAAUCAUAGACACAGCGGCGGAGGAGGCGGGACCAAAGGCAGCCGCGGAAACAAGAUCCGGAGCAACAGUAACAAAAGCCCGCCGUCGGCCGGGUCACGGAUCGGCUCCACCUCCGCCUCCAUCCCCACCUCCAACGGAGGGGGCGCGGCAGGGGGCGGUGGCCCACUGAUGUCGGCCAUGGCGGCGUCUCCGUGCUCGUCCCGUCUCGCUCCUCGCUCUCAGCUGAUGAAGCGCAGUCCGCCGGCCGUACCGUCACCGCCGCGGCCCGUCCAGAUGGAGCGCCAUCUGGUGAGGCCGCCACCCACCUGCCCUGAGCCCAGCUGUCUGCCGCUGGACUCAGGCUCCGCCCACAUCAUGACCCGGGACGUAUGGCUGCGAGUGUUCACCUACCUGAGUCAGAGAGAGUUGUGUGUCUGCAUGAGGGUGUGUCGCACCUGGAGCCGCUGGUGUUGUGAUAAGCGUCUGUGGACUCAGAUCGAUUUGAGUCGCCAGCGCUCCAUCACCCCCCCGAUGCUGAGUGGAAUUAUCCGCCGCCAGCCAAUCAGCCUCAACCUGGGGUACACCAACAUCUCCAAAAAGCAGCUCAUGUGGCUCAUCAACCGCCUGCAAGGUCUGUUGGAGCUCAACGUGUCUGGGUGUCCAUGGCCGGCGGUCUCUGCUCUGUGCCAGGCCGUCUGUCCCUGUCUCAGACUGUUGGACCUCAGCAGAGUGGAGGACCUCAAAGACUCCCACCUGAGGGAGCUGCUGGCCCCUCCCCCGGACACCCGCACAGCUCACGGUGAAACCAGAGUGGGGCGUUUCCAGAACGUCACAGAGCUGCGAUUGGCCGGUUUGGACCUGACGGACGCGUCGUCGCGCCUGUUGGUGCGUUAUGUUCCUCACCUGAACAAACUGGACCUGAGUCAGUGCGGAAACAUCACAGACCAGACGGUGCACACCAUGACCUCCCCCAUGUCCCCCCUGAGAGAGACCCUGACCCACAUCAACCUGGCAGGUUGUCUAAAGGUGACGGACCAGGUGGUCCCACUGCUGCGUCGUUGCCCCUCCCUCCAGACCGUCGACCUUCGCUCCUGUUCCCUCGUCUCCUCGGAGACCGGACAGCUCCUCUCCUUCCCCCCCAAUGCCGCCGCCUCCUCCUCCACGUCAUCGUCAUCUAGCUCCGCCCCCUCCGCUGCCGCUGCUUCCUCCUCGUCCUCAUGUCCUCCUGAAGACAGAACACUGCUAAAGAACAGCUAAAGACUCAAGCCCCGCCCCCCACGGCGUCACACUACAAACAGGGUGGAGGAGGGACACUGGGAAAGCCACCGCAGAAGAAGAGGAGGAGGAGGAGGAGGUGCAUUCUGGGAAAGCCGUCGUCGAUAGUUCCAAUAGAAACCUGAGCAUGUACAUAUUUGUUCUCUGUACAAUUUGGGUGUGUGUAUAUAUCUGUAGUUUACUGUAAAUGACCUCAUCAGCCCCGCCCCCUGUCCGCCCAUCCUCUGUCCUCCAGCCAAUCAUCACGCCAGGCUCCGCCCGCUCGUCUUUAGCUGAAGACGAAAGUCAAAACAUCUUCGAGGUUUAUUC
Sphaeramia orbicularis (orbiculate cardinalfish) is the source of this 3319-nucleotide messenger RNA. It is a transcript of the gene fbxl19, whose product is annotated as F-box and leucine rich repeat protein 19. The record is from RefSeq and is a predicted model, not a curated record. The transcript has 11 exons. Gene Ontology annotation, molecular function: protein binding; DNA binding; zinc ion binding. NCBI's taxonomy places the organism in Eukaryota, Metazoa, Chordata, Actinopteri, Kurtiformes, Apogonidae. The coding region runs from base 377 to 2992 and encodes 871 amino acids.